GGGCUUGAUAGGAGUCUGAAUCCGGUGCGUGGACCACCGUUCCCUCUUCCCGGGAUCACUGGCCAUGAUAGCAGGUCUCUGUCUCUUUCUCGCUUCCCCUCUUGAUUGUCUGGGAGGAGCUCCCUCUGGGCUGCCAGAGUGCCCGGGUGAGAUAGGCACGUGGAUAUGGAGGGUAUACAUAGGGAGGGCAAGAGCUCUGGGACAUCCUCCUGGGAAGCUUCAAUAUAGCUGUGCAAGUCUGGAGUCUACAAGAGCCUACCACAGACGUUCUACAACCAACCAGAAUCAUGGAACAGCCAACUUCAUGCACAAAUGGGGAGAAGAGGAAGAGCCCCUGUGAAUCCAAUAACAAAAAAAAUGAUGAGAUGCAGGAGGCACCGAACAGAGUCUCAGCCCCUGAACAGAGCUUUCAAAAGACAAAAACAAUAGAAUAUCUAACAAUAAUAGUGUAUUACUACAGGAAGCAUAAGAAAAUAAAUUCAAAUCAACUGGAGAAUGACCAGUCCCAAGAGAACUCCAUCGAUCCUGUCCAAGAGGAAGAGGACGAAGGCCUAGACUCAUUUGAAGGAUCUUCACAGGAGGAUGAAGACCUAGACUCAUCUGAAGGAUCUUCACAGGAGGAUGAAGACCUAGACUCAUCAGAAUGAUCUUCACAGGAGGGUGGGGAGGACUAGUCAAACAUGGAGAAACCAAAUUGGACAAAUCCUCACCACCAAUGGCGAGGAUUACAAUAAAAUCAAGUUUGAGGAGCUGAUGACUGUGUAUAUCUCUGCCUGUUGUCUGAUGGUGGGAAGGAAGGGAAGGGAAGAGGUAGGCAUUUGAGAAGGGAAGGAUAUGAGAUCCUGUAGGGUUGGCAGACAGACCCACAGGUUGACAGUUACCCAGACAUUGUAAAUAAGGCCUGGGGGAGGACUUAUUCCUAGAGACAAAUUUUCUUCUUAAAAUUUUAUCUAACAGGAGAGGAAGAAAAGGACUUGGUGUUUGGAGCAUGUGAAUGUGUAGAAGGGCAUUUAAAAAGAUCUGUAUUGGCUGGGCGCGGUGGCUCAUGCCUAUAAUCCCAGCACUUUGGGAGGCCGAGGCAGACGAUCACCUGAGGUCAGGAGUUCGAGACCAGCCUGUCCAACAUGGCAAACCCCAGUCUCUACU
Molecule: messenger RNA, 1146 nt
Organism: Pongo pygmaeus (Bornean orangutan)
Lineage: Eukaryota; Metazoa; Chordata; Mammalia; Primates; Hominidae
Gene: SPANXN2
Product: SPANX family member N2
Exons: 3
Coding region: 288-647 (119 amino acids)
Source: RefSeq, a predicted model, not a curated record